Messenger RNA from Fraxinus pennsylvanica, 3189 nucleotides. Lineage: Eukaryota; Viridiplantae; Streptophyta; Magnoliopsida; Lamiales; Oleaceae. The record is from the annotation of a GenBank genome assembly.
AUGAGGCUCUAUGUCUAUUUGUUGGAGGGUAGAGAUUGGGCAGUGAAGGAUUCUUAUUUGAAGUUACAAGUUGGCAAGUUCAAGUCAAAAACAAGAGUGUUGAAGAAUACGAAAAACCCAUUUUGGAACGAGGAGUUUGUAUUUAGAGUUCAUGAUUUGGAGGAUGAACUUGUGGUGUCAAUGUACCAUCAAGGGGAGCAUCAGUCAGGGUACUUCAAUGGUUCUGCUGGGGAUUUGAUGGGUCGGGUCAAGAUUCCUUUAUGGACUGUUGCUAAUGAAGAAAAUAAAAAUUUGCAACCAACUUGGUUCUCUCUUGAGAGGCCUAAGGGUGUGAAGUCAGUUGAUAACGAUUGUGGUAAACUUCUUCUCAGUCUUUCCCUGCAUGGGAAAGGCCAAGACAUUGCCACAGACCAUCUUUCCAAUGUACAUUUGAGUGCUGAAAAUUAUAACUUCAAAGAAUGGGAAGGCACAUUCGCUUCAUCUCACAAUAAUCGUUGUUCAACUGCUCCAUCCAGAAAGAUAGCGGACGGUAAACAAUUGAUAAAGGCAAUGGCUGGUCGUUUGGAGAAAUUCUUCACUAAAAAGGAAGAAACGUCAAAGAAGGAUGAUUCAUCUGAACAGUCCACUUCUCUGUCAGAUUAUGAAGAUCAAAUGGAGGAACCUCCUAACUGCUCUAGUUUUAAAGAAUCAAUUGAACUGAUGCAGUCUAAGAAUGAAGAAAGAGAAAUGCCAGAGAAUCUGCAGGGAGGCAUUCUUCUUGAUCACACAUAUAUGACACUACCCAAGGAUCUUAAUAUGGCUCUUUUUGCUCCUGAUUCAGAGUUUAGAAAGGAGUUGGCGGAUUUGCAGGGAACAACAGAUAUUCAAGAGGGACCUUGGACAUGGAAAUCCAGAGACACGUCAUGUUUGACUCGCAUGGUUACAUAUACAAAAGCUGCAACAAAAUUAGUUAAGGCUGUUAAAGCCACUGAAGAGCAAAUCUAUGUCAAGGCCAAUGGAAAAGAAUUUGCUGUUCUUGUUCAUGUGAGUACUCCAGACGUUCCCUACGGGAACACAUUCAAGAUUGAAUUGCUUUAUAAGAUAAUGCCUGGUGCAGAGCUAUCUUAUGGAGAAGAAUCUGCUCAUCUUGUAGUAUCUUGGGCCAUUAACUUCAAUCAAAGUACCAUGAUGAAAGGGAUGAUUGAAGGAGGAGCCAGGCAAGGAUUGAAGGAGAGUUUUGAGCAGUUUUCCAGCUUAUUAUCCCAAAUAUAUAAAGUAAUAACUGCUGGAGAUAUGUCAGCUAAGGAUCAUAUGUUGGCAACUUUGCAGACUGAGCAACAGUUUGAUUGGGGAUUGGCAAUUCAGUAUUUUUGGAAUUUCCCAAUGGUCUCUACCCUUCUUAUUUUUUUAUAUGUCCUUGUGCACAUUUUUCUUUGUGGUCGAAGCAAACUGCAAGGAUUAGAAUUUCCUGGUCUCGAUUUACCAGACAGUAUUGGAGAAAUUGUCACCUGUGGGAUAUUGGUAUUUAAAUUGGAGAAAGUUUAUACCAUGAUUUCACGUUUUGUUGAAGCUAGUCUCCGGAGAGGAAGUGAUCAUGGAGUGAAAGCACAGGGUGAUGGAUGGGUGCUUACAGUGGCAUUGAUUGAUGGGGUGAACUUAAAUUCUUUGAAUCCAACAGAGUUGGUGGAUCCAUAUGUUGUGUUCACUUGCAAUGGUAAGACUAGAACAAGCUCUGUCAAGCUUCAAACUCUUGAUCCUCAGUGGAAUGAGAUACUCGAGUUUGAUGCUGUGGAAGAACCACCUUCUACCCUGGACGUGGAAGUUUUUGACUUUGAUGGUCCAUUUGAUCAAUCAUCGUCUCUUGGACAUGCUGAGAUCAAUUUUUUAAAGCACACAUCCACUGAACUAGCAGAUUUGUGGGUUCCACUUGAGGGAAAAAUUGCUCAGUCUUCUCAGUCAAAGCUGCAUGUGAGAAUCUUUUUGGAUAAUAACAAUGGAGUUGAAACGAUUAGAGAUUAUUUGGCUAAAAUGGAAAAAGAAGUUGGAAAGAAGUUGAACAUUCGAUCACCACACAGGAAUUCGAUGUUUCAGAAAAUAUUUGGAUUGCCGCCAGAAGAAUUUCUUAUCAGUGAUUUUUCUUGUUCAUUGAAAAGAAAGAUGCCAUUGCAGGGGCGGCUUUUCUUAUCAGCGAGAAUUGUUGGAUUCUAUGCCAACUUGUUUGGACAUAAAACGAAACUUUUCUUCCUUUGGGAGGACAUUGAAGAUAUUCAUGUGCAUCCUCCAUCCCUGUCAACAGUUGGAAGCCCUUCUCUUGUCAUAAUUUUGCACAAAGGUCGAGGUCUUGAUGCUAAGCACGGUGCAAAGAUUCUAGAUGAGGAAGGAAGACUGCAUUUCCACUUCCACUCUUUUGUUUCUUUCAAUGUCGCGAGCAGGACAACUAUGGCCUUAUGGAGAACAAGAAUGCUGGAACAGGAUCAGAAAGUUCAUAUUGCAGAACAACAGCUGGAUGAUGAGGGGAAGCCCAUUUUACUUGAAGACACUGGAUCCUACUUGAUUGUUGACGAUGUAAACAUGUCUCGCGUUUACUCUGUGGUACUUCCUAUCAGUAUAAAAUCACUGAUGAGGAUUUUCGACGGUGGAGAGUUGGAACAUAAAGUGAUGAGCAAAUCUGGCUGUCUCAACUAUGUGACAACUGCAUGGGAAACUGUGGCUUCUGAUGUAUAUGAAAGACGGAUAUCUUACAGGUUUAGCCGUCGGGUCUCAACCUUUGGAGGAGAAGUUUCCUGUACACAACAAAAAUCUCCCAUACCAAAUGAUGGAGGAUGGGUUGUGCACGAGAUUAUGACCCUUCCUGAUGUACCAUUUGCUGAUCACUUCCGAGUCCAAUUCAGAUACCAGAUCGAGAAAUCUACUCUUUCUCUUAACUCUUGCAAGAGCGAUAUCUAUGUCGGUGUCACGUGGCUGAAAAACACCAGAAUCAAUUGCUCAGGAUUAAUCACUUUCGCGGUCCGUACCACCAUUCUGACAUGGAUAACAGUGCUGGUGCUCCUAGCUUUUGCCGGGAAACGACGUCGAGUUCUUGUUAAGGAGGGAAGGAGGAUCACAUCAGAUGUUGCAAUGUACUUAGCCCGGGUUGUUCUUAAAGAUAGGAGCCUUGUUGCUGUUGCUUUCGCCACAGUUUUCAGCCUCAUGGCAAUGGCAAUUGGUUAA